This is a messenger RNA of Solanum lycopersicum (tomato), 531 nucleotides long. NCBI's taxonomy places the organism in Eukaryota, Viridiplantae, Streptophyta, Magnoliopsida, Solanales, Solanaceae. The record is from RefSeq and is a predicted model, not a curated record.
AUGGAAUUUGUGUUGUGGGAUGCGUUUCCCAUUCCGUUAUUCAAAUGGAUAGAUUUUCAAGGUCAUGUAAAGUUGAUGAAGAAGACGUUUAACGAUAUCGAUUCGAUUUUUCAAAAAUGGUUAAACGAACAUGCGAAGAGGAGAGAUACGUCGUUAAUGGAGUUCAAUGGCAGUGGUAACGAAACAGAUUUCAUUGAUGUGAUGCUAUCGAAGAUGAGCAGUGAACAUCUCCAUGAAGGUUAUUCUCGUGAUACCGUUAUCAAAGCAACAGUUUUUUUUGAUAUUGAUUUUCGUGGUCAAGAUUACGAGUUCAUUCCAUUUGGUUCUGGAAGACGAUCUUGUCCCGGAACGACCUGUGCGUUGCAAGUGGAGUACCUAACGAUAGGUCAUUUGAUCCAAGGUUUCGAUUAUAAAACUCGAUUGGAUGAGCCUUUGGAUAUGAAAGAGGGACCUGGUAUGACCAUGCGUAAGGUAAAUCCUGUAGAAGUAAUAAUAACGCCUCGUCUCACACCUGAUCUUUAUAAAAUUUAA